AUGAAGCUCGUGAGGUUUUUGAUGAAACUCAAUAAUGAGAGCGUAACGAUCGAGCUCAAAAAUGGCACCGUCAUUCAUGGCACCGUCACAGGUGUGGAUGUGCAAAUGAAUACGCACUUGAAAGCGGUCAAAAUGACUGUGCGCGGUGGCGAGCCAAUUUCUCUUGAUACACUGUCGAUUCGUGGCAACAAUACGCGAUACUGGAUUUUGCCCGAUGCACUGCCGCUCGAUACAUUGCUCGUGGAUGACGCGCCGCGUCCAAAGGGGAAACGAAAAGAUGAGGCGCUGCGUGGGCGUGCAGACCGUGGGCGUGGUGGCCGUGGGCGUGGUGGUCGUGGACGCGGCGGACGUGGCCGGCCGUAA
Malassezia globosa CBS 7966 is the source of this 363-nucleotide messenger RNA. RefSeq lists its product as uncharacterized. Lineage: Eukaryota; Fungi; Basidiomycota; Malasseziomycetes; Malasseziales; Malasseziaceae. The transcript is spliced from 3 exons. Gene Ontology annotation, biological process: spliceosomal snRNP assembly; RNA processing. Gene Ontology annotation, cellular component: commitment complex; U4 snRNP; spliceosomal tri-snRNP complex. Bases 1 to 363 code for a protein of 120 amino acids. The record is from RefSeq and is a predicted model, not a curated record. Gene Ontology annotation, molecular function: RNA binding.